AUGAUAGAAGGAAAUAUAAAUGCAAAAUCUACUCAUGAGAAUACAGCAAAUAAUAAAAUAGAAAAAAAUUUUAUAAAAGAAAAGGAUAUAAUUCAAAAUGAUACAAUAAAAAUUUUGAUAGAACAUAAUAAUUCAUUCAAUGAUGAAAGCACAAAUUAUAUAACAACUUUUAAUGAUAUUAAAGACAAACAUUACAACCAUAAUGAUUCUUAUUCUGAUAAUAAAGGAAAAAUUAAAACAAUGCGUUCCAAUUUCUCAGACAUUCCAGAUGAAGUUAUCAUAACAAAUAUUGGCCAUUAUUUUGAAGAACAAGAAAACAUAAAAAAAUCAAUUGAAAUAAAAAAUUGCCCAUAUAAAAAGAAAAUGCUCAAAAUAUUUUUAACACGUUUGUUUUAUGCUACCAUAAUAGGAAUAAUAGGUAUAUGUAUACAAUGUUAUUUUAUCAUAUUAAGUGACACAUAUUAUAAAACAGGUGAUGAACCUUUAAAAGAUAGGAUGCAUGAAAUAUUUAAAGAAAUUCCUGCAUUUAUGAAUACUCCUUUUGUAAAUGGUAGUAUUAUGUUUUUUCUAUUUAUAACAUUAUUAAGAUUCGGAUUAUUCUGUCCACUUUUAUUAUCAAUAACAAUUUUAAUACGCAUUAUACUUAUGUUAUCAUUUAUAUAUUGCAUAAGAUCAUUUUUUAUUUAUGUAACGACACUUCCAUGUCCUAUUCCUACAUGUCAACCAUUAAAACAUAAAACGUUUGUUGAAAAUUUGUAUACAUUUUAUCUUAUUAUAACUGCACAAGUUUAUGAAUGUACCGAUUUAGUUAUAUCAGGACAUACAGCAUUUACAACAUUAUUAACAUUUUUUUGGUUCUUUUAUGAAAGAAAUAUAUAUGUGAAAACUACCAUUUUCUUUUAUAGUAUCUAUAUAUACAUUAUAAUAAUAAUAUCAAGAUUUCAUUAUACUGUUGAUGUAUUAAUGGGAUAUGUUUUUGGAGGUUCUGUAUUUUUAUUUUAUCACUACCUGAUAGAUGUAGCAGCAAGAAGAUACGCUUUAAAUACAUCUGUUUACCCUCAAACGUAUGGAUUUUCUGGAUCAUUCACAGACCGAUUUAGAGUGUUUCAAUAUUUUAUAAGAGCAUUAACAUAUUUAGAAGCUUUAGAUCAUCGAAUGAAUUUUGCAUUGUCAUAUGACAAAGAGUGGAAUUGUUUUUGUACCUGUGUACCAGUAAAUAAAAGCAGUCUUCUUAUUAAAAAAAAAAAUGUACGUAAUGAAGAAUAUUACGAUUUCAGCGAACAUUUUUAUCAUUCAUACGCUGGAAAUGGUACCUAUAAUUUAUCAACAAUACGAAAUAUAAUAAAGGAAUUUAAACGUUUUUUUGGAAUGAAUAAAAAAAACUAA
Messenger RNA from Plasmodium gaboni, 1386 nucleotides. Its product is annotated as putative sphingomyelin synthase 1. Lineage: Eukaryota; Apicomplexa; Aconoidasida; Haemosporida; Plasmodiidae. The transcript is spliced from 4 exons. Gene Ontology annotation, molecular function: sphingomyelin synthase activity; ceramide cholinephosphotransferase activity. Gene Ontology annotation, biological process: ceramide biosynthetic process. The coding region runs from base 1 to 1386 and encodes 461 amino acids. The record is from RefSeq and is a predicted model, not a curated record. Gene Ontology annotation, cellular component: Golgi membrane; endoplasmic reticulum membrane.